CCGAGAGUCAUCUCCUGUCACAGAGAGAUCAUCGCGACAACAACAGCUCUGCCGUUUCCCUGCCUCCACACUUUUGAUCCGACCAAAUCCACUUUGGCCCGAUCAAGAGUUACUUUGCCAGCUGCGCAUCUCCUUCGGACAUCUGACACGUCUCGAAGCACACCUACGUCAACAAAGGUCAACAAGGCAAUCAUGGCAUCUGCUGUUCGCGAUAUCACUACGACCUCCCUCGGCCGAGACAACUUAACUGCUGUAGCGGCCCGGAGUGUCCCUGUGACGGCAACUCACCCGAUCCCCCUCCCUACUCCUCCCAACUCCAUGUCCCCUACACUGCCUCCCCAUGGGCUCAAGGCCCAGCUUCAGAGAGCUCGGAUGGACCAACACGUCGACUCGGAUCUGGACCUCCAUGGCGAUCACGACACCGAUCACAACGGUAGUGCCGGUUCUCCCCCAUACGAGUCGGCCGGCAUCAACGCUGCCAUGUUGGCCAAGUUCCAUCUACCAGAAAUCCUCUUGAACCACGGUCCGCUUGCGAUCCGUCAUAUCAUGGGUUAUCUCACGAGCUCUAUCCCUGGCUUUGCUGAGAUUCCUCCGACAAAGGCUCGGAGGUUGGUUGUGGGUGCUUUGGAAGGUCGAGGAAGUGGAGGCGAAGGCGGCGGUCUGGACGGUGACGUACAAUUCGAGAAGGUGGGCUGGGGAAUAUGGCAAGCCAGGAGGUGUGGCCAGCCCUCCGGGUAUAUGGCAGCACGCCGAGCAUCGCCACACGGUGACAGUCAACCCGCAAGUAUUCCCAUCACCAGGAAUGGCGGUUGGAACCUGGAUCGCUUGCGCAUCGCAGCGGCUGGUUCCCUCGACGGUGAAUCUUGCGCGGCAUUCUCCUUUGACGAUCGGUCUAUGCACAUGAUGGACCACGAAGUGGACAGGAUGUCCUUGGAUGGUUCGGCGUCGGCCUCCUGCUCAGAGGCACCUGAUGACGACGAUGAUAUUGCUAUGGAUGACGACACGGAAGACGCGACAGAUGAUGAAGACUGGGCCGCUGUUGGUGCGGCUGCGCUUCGUGCGACUUCAUAUCAAGCCCCAUCAGACCGGUUCCUCAACGCGAACAGUGUCUACGCUACUGGUGGGCUACGGUCAUUCUCUUCAUCAGUGGGAAUGGCACGCUCGCCACAGUUCCGCACCUUCAACUUUGCAACAACAACACCCGCAUUGACGACCCCGUCAGAUGCGCAAGAAAGGGAGGCCGUCGAGGCUCUCCUUCGACUUGGAUCCGUAUAAUACCACACACAUGCAUGGCUCGGCGUUCAACAAGGGGCAGGGCAUAACAUUAGGCACCCAAUUGGGCGCUGGCGGUCAUUUGAGGGAUUUCUGGCAUCUCUUUUCGCUGGGCACGAAACUUGGUUUCCGUGCUCGGGAUUUGGAGCCACAUCUACCAGGUUUCUUCACUCAUACACGACCAAAGACGGCGCCAUCUCGCCAACAAAGCAUUCAUAUCGACUUUUGACUUCAUCGGCUUUUUACUCUUGCUACGAGGCGUUUGGCGUCUCAACGAUCACACUCAACUCAACUUCGCUUCUUAUGCUAUCCCUGGAGGAGAACAUCUUGGCUACCAGACGCUCGGGUUUCCACCACAGUGAGCUCUAAUCCACCUGAUCGGCCAGAGCUGGAGAUUGGCAAGUUUUACAUAAUUGCCUUGCCUCUCGUCACACGGGACGCCGUGGAUCUGAAUAGCCUUUCCACGUUUGCUUCGAGAGGCACCUUGCAUAAACCACUUGGCCCGCUUUGGAAGUAUCAGUUAGGAGCAAGAUCAUACUAGCCUAGACGUCUUGGCUAUGUCGCCUUGAUUGCUCAGGUUUGCUAUAUCAGCGGCGUUGGUUUCCCUUGCUGGUUGAAAGAAAGUCUUUCACCUACCCCUUGAUACCCUUUUUAGUGCGCCGUCGAAUUUGGAGUUUGCCAUGUUUCCUGGCUUGUGAUAAGGCAACGGAAACAGGCACGCGCGACUGCCGAUUCUGAAUCAGAGGAGACGACGGAACAGUCACCCAAUUCGAGGUUAAUGCUCACCUGGGUGCCGGUCACGGGUUAUCCUGGGGUUUCGUUGUGUACAUGUUUUCCGGUCAACCUUCUGAGGCCGGUAGCCCGUACUUUGAUUAUUCAUUUUUAAAAAGCAGAACACUGGGGCAAGGACGAGAACGUUGCUUAAUUUCUAGGAGAGAUAUGGACAAGGCAGAAAGGACGGCGCGCGAGCGAACAUAAAGACAUACAACUCUGACACAAUUUCCCUAGAACAGGAAAGGAUGAACAGAACAACGAACAAGUAAUGAUGAAUGAAAGCAGGCAUUGCGUGGGCGUGAGAAGCACUUGUUUUAUUCGUUUCACUUUCUUUUUCUGGAACUAUGCUACCAUCACGACUAUACUACUA
Messenger RNA from Neurospora crassa OR74A, 2416 nucleotides. RefSeq lists its product as hypothetical. Lineage: Eukaryota; Fungi; Ascomycota; Sordariomycetes; Sordariales; Sordariaceae. Gene Ontology annotation, molecular function: sequence-specific DNA binding. Gene Ontology annotation, cellular component: nucleus. The record is from RefSeq and is a predicted model, not a curated record. Gene Ontology annotation, biological process: positive regulation of transcription from RNA polymerase II promoter by glucose. The transcript has 2 exons. The coding region runs from base 193 to 1275 and encodes 360 amino acids.